GUUUUGUGCUCAAGUGACAAGAAAGUUAAAGGUGUAAUUUCAUUACAAAGUGAUAUUGACAUCGCAGUUCAGAGUCAAGCAAGGAAGGAAUAUGUGGCGAUGUUGAACUUUAUCGCAUGAUCGCGUGGUCUGCAUUCAAGCCCUUUUGAUAAGCGAAUUUUGAGGCGUGCGUAAAGGCUUUAUUGGGAGAUGUAAAAUCAAAUUACUAUGGAGUAUUUGUAAUUGCAUUAGCAAGAAGCAUUUUAAGCGGUUUUACAUUGAUGAGGUUGGUAGGCUUAGCGCUGUAGCUUUGCUUAAAUUGAUGUUUGAUUUCACUCUAGUUGCAUGACAAUUUAAUUUGGUCAAUUUGCUGUACAAGGUGCAAGUGCAUGGUUUAGCAUAAGAGGCCAGCUCCUUAUUACAUUUCUGUUGUGUCAAAGCCAAUUAAACAUGGCAGAUUCAAGAAAGUCAUCAAGGGAGAGGCAGCCCACGGAAAAAAUGGCCGCUCUUCAGGCCUCUGAAGAAUCAAAGACAGAGCGGAAGUUUUUCAAGAUGUACGGCUCCCUUAAGGCCACAGUAAAGGCAGCUAGAACAAUCAUUAAGACAGAGACAGAAGAAGGUCCCAUCAAACAACAGAUAUCCAUACUGGAAGCAGGAGAGAGGGAAUUGAUGGAAACCUACGAGAUUUUGAGGAGACACAAGGUCCCCAUAAGAGAGGCCACCACGAGGAUGGACCGUGCCAACGCAAUGGUCAGAGAUAGCCUCAACGCCCUGGAAGAAGUUCUGGGAUCCCUAGAAGGUCCUUUUGACGCCGAGGAUCGGAAGCAGAUAGCGAAAGAAUUCUUGAAACAAGAAUAUGCUUCAUCGGUCUUCAGCUCAAAUUUAAGCGAAAUGGACCAAGGGGUUGAAACCAGCCAACCGCGUGGAGCCACACCAGUAAUUGACAUUGAUAGCAAUCCUGGACAGCCUGUAGAAUCUCGUAACACACCAUCACUUCCUCUUCAAGACAAAAUGUACCCAGGAGUUGGAGUAAACCAACCACCUGAAGGUAUUCAAGGGCAGUCAGCAGAACUUCCUGCCAAGACGUCAUCUCCUUCCCUUCAAGAUGAGAUGGGCCCAGAGUUUAGAGUAGGCCAGCUACAUGAUAGUCUACCUGAUUCGCAUGUGGAACCUCGUGACAAGACACCACUACAGCCGCCUCAGACAACGUCGGUUGACGUCCAGGGCUUAUGUAAGGCUUUAGCAGACAACAUGUACCACACAAGACUUCCGAUGCCAGUGCCACGCACCUUUAGUGGGGAUUCGCUCGAGUUUAUAGAGUUCGAGAAAGGUUUCAAGACUUUGAUCGAAAACCGUGGCAUACCACCAACAGAGAUGCUGUAUUAUCUGAAGCAGUACCUGACUGGUCCGGCAAGGGAGGCGGUGGAAGGUUUCUUUUUCGGGGACUCCAAAGAGGCAUAUGAUGGGGCAUGGAGGUGCCUUCGACAGAGGUAUGGUCAUCCUUUUAAUGUCCAACAAGCGUUCCGGAAGAAGCUAAGUGCUUGGCCGAAGAUAUCCUCCAAAGAUGCCAUAGGUCUUCAGAAGUUUGCGGACUACUUAAAGUCUUGUGAUGAUGCUAUGCCAUAUGUCACUGGCCUCCAGGUGCUAAACGACUGCUAUGAGAAUCAAAAGAUGAUAGCCAAACUUCCAGACUGGCUGAUUAGUAGCUGGAAUAGGGUGGUAUCAGAUGAGUUGGAAGGCGGCAGCUAUCCUUCAUUUUCUAAGUUUGUGAAAUUUGUUGCUAAGGAGGCAAGGAUAGCCAACAAUCCCAUUUCUUCUCUAGGUGCCCUGAAAUCUGAGGACUCUCAAAGAGAAUCAAGUCCCAAGACCUCCAAGAUCGAGCGAGAAGCAAGAAAUAAGGGAUCUGCUUUGGCUGUCAACACCAAGGAAAGUGCCGAAGGCAAGAACAUCCCAAACCAAGUCAAGAAGGCUCCAAAACCUUGCUGCCUGUGUAGUGAAACUGGACACAAGUCCGAGGACUGUGACAAGUUUUUGGCCAAGCCACUUUCUGAACGCAGGAAGUUUGUUCAAGAAAAUCAUGUAUGCUUUGGUUGCUUACAGAAGGGGCAUUUUUCUAAGGCAUGUAAACAAAGGCUGAAGUGUAGUACAUGUGGUAAGCGCCAUCCCACGGCUCUUCAUGAGGAAAACCCUACGAUAAGAGAGGACAAUGUGCACAAGAGUGAAGGAGCUUCUGAGGACAUGGCUACGUCUUGCCAAGUCCGUUCUGGAAAACAAGCUAGCACUUCGAUGAUUGUACCAGUGUGGGUCGCGGCAGAACAAGCACCAUCGUCAGAGAUUCUGACUUACGCCCUCCUGGAUACCCAGAGUGAUUCAUCGUUCAUUCUAGAUGAAGUAGCGCAAGCCCUGAAUGCUAAGCAGCAACCCAUACGCUUAAAGUUAUCUACUAUGACUUCGUCAUCGAACAUUGAUUGCAGCGUGACCUCAAGUAUCUUAGUUAGAGGUAUGAUGUCGCCCUCCCAGCUCAAGAUAGGAAAAUGCUAUACGCGUGACUUCAUACCGACUGAUAGAGAACACAUCCCAAGCAGAAGUACUGCUGAGAAGUGGACUCAUCUCCAAGAUGUUGCAAGAGAGAUGCCAGCACUUCAGAGAUGCGAAAUCGGCCUACUGAUAGGCUAUAAUUGCCCAAGAGCUCUGACACCAAGACAAGUAGUUACUGGUAGCGAUGUAGAACCAUUUGCUAUUCGAACUGACCUCGGCUGGAGUAUUGUUGGCUUUGCCGAAGAAGAGAAUGCCAUGGACUUCAGUAGCCAGUGUGGGAGGGUUUCUACUCGCGAGAUACCAUUUCCGAAGCCAAAGGAGAUCAUAGGGUUGCUUGAGACAGAUUUCGCAGAGGACAAAUCGCCGGACAAAGCAUGCUCUCAGAAUGACCUACAAUUCUUGAAAGACCUUGACAACAAAGGUCGUCCAAACAAGAAGCUUGCCGAAUACUGGAGGCCGGUUCAGAAGCUCGUACUGCUUCUGGAAAAGGUACCUCCAUAGAGCAGGUAUGUAUGUACACUUGAGAUUGUUUGGAGCGGGUACAAAUGUUUGACCUUGCAUUUGCACAUGUACUUCGUUUUCUGGUACAGUUUAAAAAUUUAGGACUCAAAUUCUGAUCUUGUUUGCUGCGAAUUUUAGAUACACAGCGCUUAAAUAUUGUCGCAACCUUUAAGCUUGCCUUACAACCUUUGCAGUGUGUGUUAUAAUCUUUUACAGCACAUGUUAUAAACGUGCAUUGUUUGAGUUCCGCAUCAUCACUUAUGCCAUUCUGGUUUGAUCAAGCUAUUCAAUUGCCAUGUUAUUCGUGUUGUAGAUUGCAAGUGUACCAAUUUACAUGCAAGAGGUGUAUGGAGUGCUUGCUUAAAAAUUUCCAUAUUAUGGUCACAUUAUUUCACAUGCACCACUUAUGUAAUACUAGUAAAUGCAUUUUCAUAUAUAUGUAAGUGUACUCAUGCAUGUGAUUAUGUUACCAGUGAAGGCAAUUUUGGUGGGAGUGUAAAGGCACUUCAUACACCGUGCGGUUGUAAUUGUCUAUUUGGCAUUCCAUAAUUUUAUCGUCUGCGAAGAUUGUAAUUUUUGGCCCAAAACUGGGGCACGUUAUGGCGAUGGAAAAGGAAUUGCAUCGUUAAUCGGCAUAUUAUUUAUGCCUGCCUGAGACUUUGGUAACAAGUGGCACAGUGUUUUUACGGGAAUCUAAGGAACAAAGUGAAUCAGCAAGCCAAAGAGUCAGCUUUGACCAUGAUGAAGAGACUAGAUUCAAUAAAGCUGUUUUGACUAUUGUUUACCCAGUA
Molecule: messenger RNA, 3809 nt
Organism: Strongylocentrotus purpuratus (purple sea urchin)
Lineage: Eukaryota; Metazoa; Echinodermata; Echinoidea; Camarodonta; Strongylocentrotidae
Exons: 2
Coding region: 430-3018 (862 amino acids)
Molecular function (GO): nucleic acid binding; zinc ion binding
Source: RefSeq, a predicted model, not a curated record